GACAUUUUGAAGUAGCUUCUCCGGGGUGUUUGAACAGGAAGGCGGACAUGUUGGCCAGGCUGUGGGAGAAAAUCGGGCAUCGUCUGCGAUUGUUUUACGACAACUAAUACACCUCAAACCCGAUUAAUAAGUACUCAAUCUGAGAGAUAAAGCAUUUUGGACGGGAAACAGCCGACGGUCAGUGACAGUGCACGGGAUGCAGCGGAUGGGCAGCCGUUAAACGUUGUAGCGACUCCGUGUUUAAACUGAUCGAAAUUUGGAAGAAGCAGAAGUUUUUUUCCCACCACUUCUACUUUUGAGCUGUCAGAUUCGUUUGCCGUUUUCUGCAAGGGGCCUGGCACAGAUAUGGGAACGGGCCUGGACUAGCUUUCCCACAAACUGAUUUUCGAAGAGACACUGCAUUUACAUUUUGACUGCCUUUUGUUUGGAUGCACCAACAUUUUAAGCUCUUAUCCUCAGUGGCAUCCUACGGAGGCUGACUAAUCUGUCGCCGCAUUUAUCUUUGCCACUGAAGUUGUUUGCUACUCAUACUGGGAAAAAUAUCCUUCGACUCUGAAAAUGUGGCUUUUGCAUGUUCAGUGCAGCCGUGAAGCCUUCAUUGUCUGUGAAAGCUCGAGGAGAACGAUGUAUUUUCUUUGAAGUGCGGCGUAAAGUUCUCACGAAGAAAGGAACAUUUGGCUAGCUAGCUACCGCUGGCUGUUAAAGCUAGCUAGCCAGCCUUCUGCCUCGCCAGUGAGCUGUUUUUGUUCAUAACCCGACGUCGGGACUGAGUUUAACAGCAAGAUGUCUGCUGGGGAAAGUAUGGAGGCUCGAUUUGAAAAAAUCGAUGCCAUGUUGAAGGACCCAAAGUCAGAAAUAAACACGGAUUGUCUACUGGAUGGCUUGGAUGCACUGGUAUAUGACCUUGACUUUCCUGCCCUGAGGAAAAACAAGAGCAUUGACAACUUCUUGAAUAGAUACAAAGAGACCAUUAGUAAAAUCCGUGAUCUACGGAUGAAAGCAGAGGACUAUGAGGUUGUUAAAGUUAUUGGGAGGGGUGCAUUUGGAGAGGUGCAGUUGGUAAGACACAAAGCCACAAGCAAAGUAUAUGCCAUGAAGCUGCUGAGCAAGUUUGAGAUGAUUAAGAGAUCAGACUCUGCUUUCUUCUGGGAGGAGAGGGACAUCAUGGCUUUUGCCAACAGUUCGUGGGUGGUGCAGCUCUUUUUUGCUUUCCAAGACGACCGCUACCUCUACAUGGUGAUGGAAUACAUGCCUGGUGGCGACUUGGUGAACUUGAUGAGCAACUAUGACGUCCCAGAGAAGUGGGCCCGCUUUUACACAGCGGAGGUGGUCCUCGCCCUGGAUGGCAUCCACUCCAUGGGCUUCAUUCACAGGGAUGUGAAGCCUGACAACAUGUUGCUAGACAAAGCAGGUCACCUAAAACUUGCAGACUUUGGGACCUGCAUGAAAAUGAACAAGGAUGGAAUGGUACGAUGCGACACAGCAGUGGGAACUCCUGACUACAUUUCGCCUGAGGUACUGAAAUCCCAAGGAGGAGAUGGCUAUUAUGGCAGAGAGUGCGACUGGUGGUCAGUGGGCGUGUUCCUGUAUGAAAUGCUAGUCGGCGAUACUCCUUUCUAUGCAGACUCGCUGGUGGGGACCUACAGCAAAAUUAUGAACCACAAGAAUGCCCUGACCUUUCCCGACGACAGCGACAUCUCCAAUGAUGCCAAGAAUCUCAUCUGUGCUUUUCUGACUGACAGGGAAGUUCGACUCGGCCGCAACGGUGUAGAUGAGAUCAAGAGACAUCCUUUCUUCAAAAAUGACCAGUGGACGUGGGAGAAUAUCAGAGAGACGGCUGCGCCUGUAGUGCCUGAACUGAGCAGCGACGUUGACACCAGUAACUUUGAUGACAUCGAAGAGGAUCGGGGAGAGGAGGAGACCUUUCCCAUACCAAAGGCCUUUGUGGGCAACCAGCUCCCCUUUGUAGGCUUCACCUAUUACAGCAAUCAACAUCCUUUGCGCAGCUCCACUGCCACAAAGACCAGUGACAAACGUAGCAGCUCCACAAAAGAAGACAAGAGUCACUUGGAGAACCUGCAAAAACGCAUCUACCAGCUAGAGGAGCAGCUCCACAGUGAAAUGCAACUGAAGGAUGAGUUGGAGCAGAAAUGCAGGACAUCAAACACCAAGAUUGAAAAGAUCAUGAAAGAACUGGAUGAAGAGGCAAACCUGAGGAAGAGUACAGAAGCCAGCAUGUCUCUGCUGGAGAAAGACAAGAUCAUGCUGCAGCACAGAUUCACAGAGUACCAAAGAAAAGCUGACCAGGAGGCAGAGAAGAGGCGCAAUUUGGAGAAUGAGGUGUCAACUUUGAAGGAGCAGCUUGAAGAUAUGAAGAAGAUCAGUCAGAACUCUCAGGCCUCGAAUGACAAAAUUGCCCAGCUGCAGAGUCAGCUUGAGGAGGCAAACGACUUGCUGCGCGCAGAAUCGGAUACAGCAGCAAGACUGAGGAAGAGCCACACUGAAGUGGCAAAGUCAAUGAGCCAGCUGGAGAGUUUGAACCGAGAGCUGCAGGAGAGGAGCCGUGCAGCAGAUGGAGAGAAGGCGCAGCUUCAGAAGGAGCUCCUGCUUCUUCAGAGCACCCUGGACUCAGAACGGAGGAACUACAGUCAGGGUUCAGAGGAGAUCAGAGAGCUGCAAGCGAGAAUGGCAGGGCUGCAAGAAGACAACAAAAACUUGAAGCUCAGCCUCUCCAAAGUGGAGACAGAACGCAAACAGGCCCAGGAAAGGAGCAAUAAUCUGGAGAAGGAAAAGAACAACCUGGAGAUAGACCUGAACUACAAACUGAAGACCUUGCAGCAGCGUCUGGAGCAGGAACACACCGAGCACAGGGUGACACGGGCACAGCUCACUGACAAAUACGAGUCUAUCGAAGAAGCCAAAUCAGCUGCCAUGACUGCUGUUCAGCAGAAGAUGUCCGAGGAGACUGGAGCGAGGAUGAGAGCGGAGAGCCGGGUGGUCGAGGUUGAGAAGCAGUGCUCAAUGCUGGAGUUUGAUCUCAAGCAGUCUGUGCAGAAAAUGGAGCAGCUGAUGAAGCAAAAGGAGAGGCUGGAAGAUGAGGUGAAGAAUCUGCGGAUACAGGUAGAACAAGAGUCAAGCAAGCGUGGCUUGACCCAGAACGAGCUGAAGAGCCGCAUGCAGGAGGUCGACCGUCUGAGAUGUUCAGAGAAGCAGCUCAAGCAGGAGAUCAACACAGCACUAGAGAGUAAACGCUCACUGGAGUUCCAGCUGGCACAGCUGACCAAACAAUAUAGAGGCAACGAGGGACAGAUGAGGGAACUUCAGGACCAGCUUGAGGCCGAACAGUAUUUUUCUACGCUUUACAAAACUCAGGUUAAGGAACUAAAAGAGGAGAUUGAGGAAAGAAACCGGCAGGUACAAGAGACUCAUAAAAAGGUGCAGGAUUUGAGCAGUGAAAGGGACUCCCUGUCUGCCCAGUUGGAUCUGACCGUGACCAAGGCCGAGUCAGAACAACUUGCUCGGGCUCUUCAGGAGGAGCAGUACUUUGAGCUCAGCCAGGAGAACAAGAAAUCAGUGACUCGACAUAAGCAGGAGAUUGGUGAAAAAGAGUCCACUAUUACGCGGCUUGAGGAAUCCAAUAAAACUCUGACCAAAGAUGUGGAGAACCUCAGCAAAGAGAAGACUGAGCUAAAUGAGAAGCUCCGGACUCAGGAGGAAGAGUAUGCGGCUCAGAAGGAAGAGAUUACAAACACAAUCAAGGCGAACUAUGAGAAGGUUCUCAACACAGAGCGCACACUGAAGACACAGGCGGUGAACAAGCUGGCAGAAAUCAUGAAUCGCAAAGACAUGAAGCUGGACCAGAAGAAGAAGGGCAGCACGGCUGAUCUGCGGAAGAAGGAGAAGGAGAACCGCAAGCUUCAGCUGGAGCUUAAUCAGGAGAAGGAGAAGUUUAACCACAUGGCCAUCAAAUACCAGAAGGAACUGAGCGAGAUGCAGGCGCAACUGUCUGAGGAAUGCACAUAUCGCAAUGAGCUCCAGAUGCAGCUGGACAGCAAGGAAAGUGACAUUGAACAGCUCCGGGAGAAACUCAAUGACUUGCAGCAGCGAAUGGAUAACUCCAGCGUCACCAGCUUGCAGACAGAUGAGACGGACAGUAAUAUCGCAGAGUCCCGAUUGGAGGGUUGGCUGUCCAUUCCUAAUCGUGCUAAUAUCAAGCGAUAUGGAUGGAAGAAGCAGUAUGUGGUGGUGAGCAGUAAGAAGAUUCUGUUCUACAAUGAUGAAAUGGACAAGGAACAGUCGAACCCCUCAAUGGUACUAGAUAUUGACAAACUGUUUCAUGUGAGACCAGUCACACAAGGAGACGUGUACCGAGCUGAGACAGAAGAGAUCCCCAGGAUAUUCCAGAUUUUAUAUGCCAACGAGGGCGAGUGCAGGAAGGAGGCGGAGAUGGAGACGGUCCCUCAGGGCGACAAGACCAACUGUCUCCCACACAAAGGCCACGAGUUCAUCCCCACGCUAUAUCACUUCCCUACCAACUGUGAGGCCUGCGCCAAGCCUUUGUGGCACGUCUUCAAGCCACCUCCGGCCCUGGAGUGUCGCCGGUGCCAUGUGAAGUGCCACAAAGACCACCUUGACAAAAAGGAGGAUGUUAUUGCUCCUUGCAAAGUAAACUACGACGUGACCUCUGCCCGGGACAUGCUCCUGCUGGCCCUGACCCAAGAUGAGCAGAAGAAAUGGAUUGGCCACCUUGGAAAGAAGAUUCCUAAGACACCACCAUCAACAUUUUCAAGAGCCUCACCUCGUUCUAUGUCCACUCGCUCUGGACCCAACCAGUCCUUCCGCAAGAACCCUAAAAGCAAUACAGGAAAGCUGAGCUAACCAUCUGAAGCGUUGGGAUUUUUUUUCUGGACUCUAAACUUUCCCUCCUUCCUCAUCCUCAAAAAUGGAAAACCUGUAUUACAUAGAAAUUUCAUUAAAAACACAAAAAUAUAUAUUGAUAAUUAACCAGCGCUGGAAAAAUGCAACACACGUCAGAUAAAAGGCAUCGUGGACACUGAAAAGCCUGUUAUCCAUCUGCAUUUCCACAUUCAAGAGAAACUCAUCAGCCAACUCGACAAACUCGCAGCUCUCCAUUUCUACCAGAAGAUGGCACACUCGUCUUGAAAUAAAGAUGGACAACAGAGAGAUGGAGGGACUCAUGUCAUGUAGACGUUCUGUGCUUCAUAUCAUAUGACAGUUGUAAUGGAAACUGGAAGGUAAAAGGGGGUUUUGCUGGGACUCCUGCAAGUAUGUGUUCAGUUUAAGGUACUGUCAUACAGGGAUUGCAGAUCUGCAGUGAAAGGUUGACUCAGGGGCGGAAAAUGAGGAUCUAUUUAGUAAUUUCUUUGCCCACCUGACAGAUACGUGAGCUAAAUGCAAGCAUACUUUGUUUCCAGCUUAAAAAAAAUGACUGAUGCCUUCGUCUAAUGUCUCUGGCCUUUUUGCCUUUUACUCUUAUCACUCUGCAAGUCAGUUAUCAGGUUUGGGGCAGCGUAUUGGGACAUGAGUAUUAGAUGUUUUGAGUAUUGAGUGAGGAGCAUGCAAGAUCAUCAUUUAAAUCUAUGCAUUAUUUUUAUUAUAAUUAUUUUUAUUGCUCCAAGCCAUAAGGAAAGUUCCAUUGUAAUGGCAUAUAGGAGUCCUAAAACUUAAUGGAUUUUUUUUCUGUUUAUUUGGUACAUUGUCUCUGUAAUAUUUUUUCUUGUAUUGUUUUUUUUUUCUUUUUUGUAAUGUAUUGCCUUACAUUGAUUCCUAGAUAAAUGGUUCAAAAGGAAAACAUUAAGUUAACAAAUGUAAAACUGCACUGUUUGACUUGACUGUAAAUUAUUUGUAGAAGACUAAACAGGUGUAGCAUUUGGCCCACCUAGUGCCUUAACGUUUGGAUAUUGAUUUUACUGCCAUAUCUGUUUUUUUUCUCCCAAAACAAGACAAAUCUUAACUCUUCCAUCAUUUAUUUUUUAAGAAUUUGCCACACAUUUGUGGUUUUAUCAGAACUUACUUUCUCUGGUUUGAGUAUAUAAAAUAUAUAUAUUAGAUUACCUCUUUACGGACACAUUGCAAUAGAGUUUGUGUCAAUACAAAGGCCCCAGACUUUAGAUCAUAUCAUGUGACAAAUUUCAGGAGGAUGUACCUAAAGCGAGCCUACCUGUGUCAAUGAUUGUGCUUGUUAACAAAUGCAAGUUGUUUCUCUAACAUGGUAAUGUCCCAUUAAUGCAAACCCCCCCAGUGUAAAUAAUGAGAGAGACAUAAGGAUUAUGGAAUACCUCCGCAGUCUUUUUAUUUGUAACUUUUUUGUUCAGUUAAAAAAAAAAAGCACUGGAACUAUGAUCUACUCUUGUCUUGGAUAAUUUGCAUGGUUAAAUUGCAUUGGAGUCCGCACUGAUGGAUAUGUCAAUAAACAUAUCUUUAUCAUU
Acanthochromis polyacanthus (spiny chromis) is the source of this 6449-nucleotide messenger RNA. RefSeq names its product Rho-associated, coiled-coil containing protein kinase 1 (gene rock1). The transcript has 33 exons. Gene Ontology annotation, cellular component: cytoplasm; cytoskeleton. The record is from RefSeq and is a predicted model, not a curated record. Gene Ontology annotation, biological process: mitotic cytokinesis; embryonic morphogenesis; Rho protein signal transduction. NCBI's taxonomy places the organism in Eukaryota, Metazoa, Chordata, Actinopteri, Pomacentridae. Gene Ontology annotation, molecular function: ATP binding; Rho-dependent protein serine/threonine kinase activity; small GTPase binding. Bases 784 to 4878 code for a protein of 1364 amino acids.